Molecule: messenger RNA, 3746 nt
Organism: Strongylocentrotus purpuratus (purple sea urchin)
Lineage: Eukaryota; Metazoa; Echinodermata; Echinoidea; Camarodonta; Strongylocentrotidae
Exons: 2
Coding region: 643-3225 (860 amino acids)
Biological process (GO): response to endoplasmic reticulum stress
Cellular component (GO): protein phosphatase type 1 complex; endoplasmic reticulum
Molecular function (GO): protein phosphatase regulator activity
Source: RefSeq, a predicted model, not a curated record
CACAUAAUAUACUUGACUCGUACACGAAAUAACAUCUAACUGUAAAAUCAAGCAAUCAUGUUUUUCUGCACGUAAUAAUUCAGCUUCGACGUAUGUUUUCAGCAAGUUUUCUAUGAUAAGAAAUGGAUGUGGAAGAUUAUUCAGCUUGUUUGAUUAACACUGGAAAUUGUGAAAAUAAUCUAGCAAACUUCAACGACGUUGAUUAUGAUGAUUAUGAACAAUAUGUUUCGGAUGUCUCUCCAAUUUGUGUGAGUAUUGCCAUUGGAUCGACCGGCGAUAAAGUUGUGCACAAAGUGGGUUAUGACGGUGGACCGAUUUGUGAGUGUGGUAUGAAUGAAUGUCUGCACGUUAACGGGUGUAGUAACACAAACACUUUGAACUUGAACAUCAUCCCUCGCCCUCCUCUCUCUGACUCUAGCAAGAUGAAAUUUACUUGGCAAGCUUGGCAUAGUUUUUCUCUAAAUAUGUCUGCGCUACAUCAAAUGGAUCAUGCUCUUCCACCUGACAACAAGACCGCAGCUCAACUUCGAGUUCAAAUUUGUCAUUAAACUAAAUAGACUAAAUAAUAUUAAAUGCUGUUAUUACAAUGACUGAAAUAUUCUAAAACAGUUGUCUCAAGUUUUUGAAGAAGAAACCACCAUAAUGGCUGAUGUUUUAGGAGCCCGUAUUUCGCAAAGACAAAAGUUUGACAAGCAGAAGUGGUUCCACAAAAACGGACAAGAGAACCCUGCCUGUACACAAAAUACAGGAAGACGGAACCAACGCAGUUGGAGAGAACAUACCCGUCCUUCUUUCAUGCGUUUAGAUAGCGCGGGAGAGAACUCAGCAAGCAGUUGCGAGGAUCUGAACGGAGCUUUUUCACCGGAGAUUUUAGCGUCAAACCACUGCCGACCAAGAUUCCAGGAGCAGGAACCCAGAUCUUUCACAGAGACCCCACAAGGUGGUGGUCUACUAGACAAAGUGAAGUCAGCAUUUGGGACGAGGAAUCAAUAUUUGCCUCCGAGGAGAAGCGGCACGAGACACCUAGCUCAGCACACUUCCUCCGAUAACUCAGACGCUCGACUUGCGAGUUUAGAUUCGGUGGCAGAAAAGUUCACCAACAUGAGCAUGCCAAAGCCAAAGAUGAAUCCCCAGGCCCAGCACUGGGGUAACCCAAUGCCCAACUGGCAGCAGCAUGCCAAUGGAAGUCCCGCCCAUUAUGGCGCCCAAGGCCAAUGGGGUAGAACUGCAAAUGAUCAACAUGAUAGAAACCACGCCCCGAUUUUUCAUCCUUACCAGGGAAUGAAUCAACCGCCUUUGCUUUCAUCGACGCAAAACUAUCAAAGGAACUUUUAUAGUCAGCAACCUUGGCAGCAGCAUAUGAUGGGUGGAAAUUGUCCACCCUACCCUCCUUUCACCUGGGGAUUCAAUCAAUUUGCUCCCCCUCCUUAUUGGCAGGGGCAACAAAGAUCCCGCCCUCCAUUUCCGUGCCAACAGUGGUUAGGUCCCCAGAUGAUGCAAGGAUAUGGAAACCAGGGUCAGGGACCGAUGCCUCAACAUCAAAGGGCUCAGUCUCCCGCUAAGAGGCAGAAGUGGAAUAAUCGACAUGGUAAUCGGCAAAGAACUUCCCCUCAGUCUAAGUCUAAGUCCCGAUGCCAUGUUGAUCAAAGCAAGUCUAGUUCUACCCCAGCUCCUGUUCAAGCUACCAGUGACAUUGAAUCGUCUGUUGACCAGUCUGUGAAUCUACAAGUUGAUGCAACAGUGGUAAAAAGUGAUGGACUAUCAUCAAAGGAGAAAACUACUGUUCAUGCAAAGAAAAAUGUAGAAUGUGAAGUUAGUGACCGUGCAAUAUAUUCAACAGAGAACGUAGGAAAGACAGAACAAGACGAGGAACAUAUUGCAAUUCAAAAUGAAAACAUAGAGCGUCAAAGUUCAUGUCUGACAGCAAAGAAAGAACAAGAUUCAGAAGAUACAUGUAUUGCAAUUAAAAAUGAAAACAUAGAUCAUCAAAAGCCUGAAGUUAGCAGAGUGCAUGAUACGGAUAAAACAGAGAGUGAGGCUAUAGAGCGACACUCCACAAUUGAUCUUAUCCUUGCUGACUACGAGGUGCAGUCCAGUGCUCCAGAUAAAGUGACGGCUUUUUCAUACAGCAGUGAUUCCGGAGACUCUGAUGGGGAUUCAGACAGUGCUGUAGAAACAAACGCAGAUCUUUGGGAGAGCUUCACAGCGAGUGACGACCCUUACAACCCUCUAUGUGGGUGGCGCUGUAGCGAUGGUAUCCAGGAAGUCCGUCCUGGUGUGAAGACAUCCAUCCGAGACUGCCAUGUCGACUCGGGAACGGACGAGGGCGACUGGUCAGAGACUGACAGCGAUGACGACUACGAUAGCGGGGAUGAAAGUCCCGUUGAUGAUGUCGACGCAAGUCUUCAUCGAUCCUUCAAACUCUCCGAUCCUCAACUCCAGGAACUCAGAGACAACCUCUCCUCAACUCCCAAAGUGAAAUCAGAAUCGACUUCCGCUCAUCAUCCAUCCGUGGCCUUCAUCCUCGGCUCGACUUCCAGUUCAUCCGAGGACGAAGAUGGUGAUUGGGACACACUUGACGAUCCCUCUAUCUUGCAAGACGACCCUCUCUGGGACUCAUUCAACCGAGCCCGGGAUCCCUACAGCCCCAUGGAGGCCUGGAAAUUCCGUGAUUCAAAUCUGUCUUCCCCCGUUGCUCCAUCCAGUCCCAGCCAAACCACGCCUAUGAGAAAAGAUUCCGUUGACGGACUAAGAACUUUGUUACUAACGCCAACAGAGCGGAAAGAGACACUACCUCAGUGUGAGGAACUAUCCCCAAGGGACAGUGAUGGGGAGAACUUUGCUAUUGCCACUGUCAGGGUCCAUUCAGCUAGAGACGACUUUGGUCUUGGUCUUCGAAAGCCUGUGGUCUGUGAGGUGGCUAUGAAGCGUGUCUCCAGUGCCAGCUGCCUGAGGAGAUUUCAGUUGACCCCCAAAGACAAGGCUACCAAAAAGGUCCGCUUCUGCCCCAACUCGUCUUUCAUCGUUCUCGUUGAGAAGGAUUUGACAUCCUGUGAAAACAACGCCACGAUAGGAGCUGAGAACGACUGGCAAGCCUGUGCAAGGGAUAGAAUGCGAUUCAAGGCUCGUAUUGAUCAACUUUCUAUCGUACUCGACCCUGUUCUCACAAAUGAACAUCGGGAACAGGUCUACGCAUCUCGAAAGGCUGUAGGAGGGUGCAGAUGACACUUUGAACAUUUUGUAAAUUGAUAAGUGUUUUUCUCGUGCAAUGCAAGAAAUGUGUUCUUUCAUUGCAUUACACAUGAUAUACAUUUUUUUAUUUCAUGUCAUUUUUAUUUUUUAUUAAGGCUCUACAUGUAUACAGUGGAUUAUCCUGAUAAAGACAACUGUUAAACUUUGUUUCUUAUAGUUUACUUAAGAGCCUUAAAGACAAGAUGUCAAAUGAUACUAUUCAAUAGAAUAAAAAGAUUCCUGUGGUCCCACGAGUGUGUAAUUACAAGAGUCCCUGGUAUAAUAACUACAUGUACUUUAAUACGAAUGUACAUGUAGUAUAUUGUGAAAGCUUAAAGAUCUCUAGAUAAGACUUUGUAUUCUAUUGUUUUACAGCCCCUUUAUAACAAGGUGUCAAUAGAAAAGAGUAAGUCCAGGGUGGUGUUUCACAAAGAUCCUAAGUUGAACUUAUCUCUUAGUUGGACUUAACAAUUAUGGAAAGCCAUUAGCAUCAUUGAAUUUUUUUUGUAAAAGUU